AUCCCAAAACAGCCACGGAAACAGAAACAGAGAUCUGUGCAGAGUGGGAGAUAAAGACCAUUACUAGUGCACUGAAAACCUACCUGAGAAUGCUUCCGGGGCCGCUCAUGAUGUACCAGUUUCAAAGGAGCUUCAUCAAAGCAGCAAAGCUGGAGAAUCAGGAGUCGAGGGUAUCCGAGAUCCACAGCCUCGUUCAUCGGCUCCCGGAGAAAAACAGGCAGAUGCUGCACUUGCUCAUGAACCACUUGGCAAAAGUUGCAAAUAAUCACAAGCAGAACCUGAUGACUGUAGCUAAUCUGGGUGUGGUAUUUGGGCCAACACUGCUUCGACCUCAAGAGGAAACAGUCGCUGCCAUUAUGGACAUCAAAUUUCAGAACAUCGUGAUUGAAAUUUUAAUAGAGAACCACGAGAAGAUAUUUAACACGGUGCCAGAGACUCCGCCAUCGAACUCGCAGCUGCUGUUAUCUCGCAAGAAGAGCACGGACUCGAAGCCUCCCUCCUGCAGCGAGAGACAGGAGAACAGGAACAGUAUCAUCAACUCCAGCCUGGAAUCCGUCAUCUCUUCAAAUGUAAACAGCUUCCUCAACUCCAACAGCGCUGCCCAGCCCAGCCUGAACUCAAGUGAUCUUGAACUAGAAGUAAUUAAACCCACCAGGCCCAAUUCACUAAGGAUCACUAAGGACUCGAAAUGGCCGAGUGCCAGGGCGGCUACUGGUAGAGAUGCUCUGGGCGUGGGGAGCUCCAGCUCCGCAUCUCACCCACUCUCCAGUCCUUUAAGAAAAUCACUUUGCUGCGGUGGCUCUGCAGUUCAUCCCUGUGAAGCCUCUGGUGUGGGUGUAUCCCUGCAGAUAACCAACACCUUG
Antrostomus carolinensis (chuck-will's-widow) is the source of this 863-nucleotide messenger RNA. RefSeq names its product rho GTPase-activating protein 26-like. The annotation marks the transcript as partial. The transcript has 9 exons. The record is from RefSeq and is a predicted model, not a curated record. Lineage: Eukaryota; Metazoa; Chordata; Aves; Caprimulgiformes; Caprimulgidae. Gene Ontology annotation, molecular function: GTPase activator activity. Gene Ontology annotation, biological process: signal transduction.